GUACAAGCGGUACAAGCGGUACAAGUACAGUACGUCCACCGAAGUACUGACGUUUCGUUGUGCCAUCGCAUGGCCGACGUGUGCAUUCCGAGGUUCACAUUCACGUGGUACCCGCUGUGUCACAAGUAUCACGUUUAAAACGUUGUAACUGUGGCAAACAUCAACAUCGUUGAUAAGAAUAGAAAAAUUCGUCAAUCCGGCCUUUCACAUCGACACGGGCCACUUUUACCAGAAUUCGUCUCCCGUCGGUGGUAAAAGAUUAAUUCGAUAGGAACCCGUAAACCGCGACCACGCGACACAACGCGCAGCAAUGUCCAACGAAGAGACUUCCGCCGACCGCAAUGUCGAGAUCUGGAAGAUCAAAAAACUCAUAAAAAGCCUGGAAAUGGCCAGAGGGAAUGGAACUAGCAUGAUUUCGUUAAUCAUCCCUCCUAAGGAUCAAAUAUCAAGAGUAAGCAAAAUGUUAGCGGAUGAGUUUGGAACAGCGUCAAACAUUAAAUCGCGUGUAAAUAGAUUAUCUGUUUUGGGUGCAAUCACAUCGGUACAACAUAGGCUAAAAUUAUAUACUAAAGUGCCUCCAAAUGGCCUGGUUAUAUAUUGUGGAACUAUUGUAACAGAAGAAGGAAAGGAAAAGAAGGUCAACAUUGAUUUUGAACCUUUUAAGCCUAUUAAUACUUCUCUUUAUCUUUGUGAUAACAAGUUUCACACUGAAGCACUAACAGCAUUACUUGCGGAUGAUAACAAAUUUGGUUUUAUAGUUAUGGAUGGUAAUGGAGCAUUGUUCGGUACUUUACAAGGAAAUACUCGUGAAGUCUUACAUAAAUUUACUGUAGAUCUUCCAAAGAAGCAUGGCAGAGGUGGACAGUCAGCUCUCCGUUUUGCUCGAUUACGUAUGGAAAAACGACACAACUAUGUUCGAAAAGUUGCAGAAGUGGCGACACAAUUGUAUAUUAGUAAUGAUAAACCUAAUAUUGCUGGUUUAAUUUUGGCAGGUAGUGCUGACUUCAAAACAGAGCUUAGUCAAUCCGAUAUGUUUGAUCCAAGAUUACAAGCAAAAGUUAUAAAGUUAGUAGAUGUUUCAUAUGGUGGAGAAAACGGUUUCAAUCAGGCUAUUGAACUAGCUGCUGAAUCCUUACAGAAUGUAAAAUUCAUCCAAGAAAAAAAAUUAAUUGGUCGUUAUUUCGAUGAAAUUUCCCAAGACACAGGAAAAUAUUGCUUUGGUGUAGAAGAUACAUUAAGAGCACUCGAGUUAGGCAGCGUGGAAACACUUAUUUGUUGGGAAAACUUAGAUAUUCAACGAUAUGUUUUAAAAAAUCAUACGAAUGCGGAGGAGAAAGUUUCACAUCUAACGCCAGAGCAAGAAAAAGACAAAACUCAUUUCACUGAUAAAGAGAGCGGAGUAGAAUUGGAACUUGUAGAGUGUCAGCCUUUGCUAGAAUGGCUCGCAAACAAUUACAAGAGUUUUGGUGCCACCCUGGAAAUCAUUACAGAUAAAUCUCAAGAAGGGUCUCAGUUUGUAAGAGGUUUUGGUGGCAUUGGAGGUAUAUUGCGGUACAAAGUGGACUUUCAGAGUAUGCAGUUGGAGGACGUUGAAAUUGAUAGUUUCGACCUGGAUGACUAUUAAAUCCGUGACACAACAGACAGUUCUUUUAGCUUCAGAGGAAAACAUAAGUAUAUGUUUCUCCCUUGCAUCAUAUUCAAGAGAGGCACAUAGAAAGACAUGUUUAUAAAAUUAUAAUAUGAUGCAACACAAUACACACACAAACACACACACACACAGAGAAAGAGAGAGAGAGAUAUGUACACACAUACACAUCAUGAAAUUAUUCAUUAGAGUUCAUGCAAGCAAUCAAUACACAAAAAGUGAGAAGCACAAGAUGUGGCGCGCCGAUAAUCCAUGUCUAUGAAGAAGAAAGGCAACUCGAAGACUGUGACACUUAAUUAAGCCAGCUUGAUACCUGCCUAUUC
This is a messenger RNA of Dufourea novaeangliae, 1968 nucleotides long. RefSeq names its product eukaryotic peptide chain release factor subunit 1 (gene eRF1). Lineage: Eukaryota; Metazoa; Arthropoda; Insecta; Hymenoptera; Halictidae. The coding region runs from base 311 to 1624 and encodes 437 amino acids. Gene Ontology annotation, cellular component: cytosol; translation release factor complex. Gene Ontology annotation, molecular function: translation release factor activity, codon specific; sequence-specific mRNA binding. The transcript has 10 exons. The record is from RefSeq and is a predicted model, not a curated record. Gene Ontology annotation, biological process: cytoplasmic translational termination.